This is a messenger RNA of Daktulosphaira vitifoliae (grape phylloxera), 1032 nucleotides long. RefSeq lists its product as uncharacterized. The transcript has 4 exons. The coding region runs from base 535 to 969 and encodes 144 amino acids. The record is from RefSeq and is a predicted model, not a curated record. NCBI's taxonomy places the organism in Eukaryota, Metazoa, Arthropoda, Insecta, Hemiptera, Phylloxeridae.
UUAGUUGUACAAAAAUAGUGUAUUCUCUUCUUCCUCUUGAAUAAUUUGGUGAAAUCGAGAUACGCAAAUUUGUAAUGAAGACGAAAAAUGACUUUAAGACUUUAAAUAUACUGUAUAAAUAACAGUCAUUCAUAAAAUUUUCGUUUCAGUUGUACUUUACAAUGAAGUAAUGCCUUGUCAUUGAAGCAACUCCACUCUGCUGCAAAAUUCUUCAGUGAAACAAAAGACGCACAGACCAUAAGAAUGAUAAAAUACAUUUGGCACUUGUAUGAUAUCAGCAAGCUAAAAUUUAAAUUUUCUAAACAUUUAAAAAAAAGAAAAAAUUUAUUUUUUAAUACAUGCUGUAUAUAAAAAUUGUUUAUUAACAAAUAAAAUACAAAUUGUCAAAUAUUUCUGUUUCAAUAAGACCAAAGUGAAAUAUUCUCUUUAUAAAAAAGUCCUUCAAGUAUUUUAUUAACAAUAAAUAUUUCUAUCAGCUAUUGUAUCGCUGUGAUUCAAAACCAUAAGUAUAUUUUAGUUGAACAACGCUUGAAAAUGAAAGUUUUAACUACAAUGGUAAUAUUGGUAGUUUUCCACUAUUCCGAAUCAAGUAAAACAAUUAUUGAUGCUAAAUUGGCAUUUAAAACUUGUAUGUAUUCACCUAAAGCUCCAGAAAUGAAUCAAAUAGAUAUUGAACUGAAUCAAAAAUUGGAUAAUUUCAUUUGUGUACUUAUUAAAACGGAAGAUAAAGAAAAUAGUAAAAAUGAAAUAAAAAAAGACAUUACGAAUUUUGUGUGUUCUAGUGAAAAAACUAUUCCGAAAGAUAAAAAUUUCAGCGUAGCUAAUUGUCAAACAUUGGUUGAUCAAUGUAUCAUUUGGUUUUGGAAUAAAAUAUUAAACGAAACAAUUUAUAGUAUUUUUCGUGAUUCCAUAAUGAAAGACGGUGUAAUUAAAAAUAAUAAAGAUAAAAUAAUAUUGCGUUGUGACUAAAUAAAAGUUAUCAGUAAUAUAAAAAAUUGUUUCUAAUAAAAAGUGAUAAUGUAAUAAUUAAAU